Molecule: messenger RNA, 1170 nt
Organism: Protopolystoma xenopodis
Lineage: Eukaryota; Metazoa; Platyhelminthes; Monogenea; Polystomatidea; Polystomatidae
Source: the annotation of a GenBank genome assembly
AACAAGGAGCAGAUCUCUUUUUCAGGAGGUUCAGCCUAUAAUCCAGUGGGCAGAGAGCAACUUGUCUGCUCUGACGGCGGAACACCUCCCAGGGGUAAGGAAUCAGGAGGCAGACUUCCUGAGCCGAAACAGCAUCUCAAGCCACGAAUGGGCAUUGAACAGAGAGGUUUUUCAGAGCAUAGUGGGAAAUUGGGGUCUACCAGAGUGCGACCUCCUAGCCUCUCACCUCAAUGCAAAAGUCCCGAGGUUCUUCUCGAGGAGAUAUUGCCAGACAGCAGUAGGAUCAGAUGCUCUACUGCAGACAUGGUCCUUCAAACUGGCGUAUGCAUUUCCUCCAUUCCCUCUAAUACUGAGAGUUCUUCAAAAGCUCAUUCAGGAGAGAGGAGAUCUGAUUCUGAUUGCACCAAACUGGCCACGCAGGCCUUGGUAUCCCCUGCUCCUAAAGUUGUCAACAACUCCUCCUUGGCCACUACCAAUGAGGAAGGACUUGCUCAGCCAGGGCCCUAUUCUGCAUCCGAACCCAGCAGCCCUAUCCCUACAGGCUUGGAGGUUGAGCGCAAGAGAUUGGCCACACUAGGCCUCCCCAGGGAGGUGGUAGACACCUUACUCAAAGCAAGGAAGACCCUUAGGGUGCAUGCCUCAGCUCUGUCAGCUCUAUCUGGAUCCACUUGGUCUGCAGACCCGACAGUACAAAGAUUUUUCAAGGCAGUCUUAAAGAUACGACCUCCUGUCACCAAAUCUCCUCCGGCAUGGAGUCUUCCUUUAGUCCUAAGAUCUCUAUCAACAACACCGUUUGAUCCCUUGGAAUCAAUAUCUACAUGGCUACUCACUCUUAAGACUCUAUUCCUGCUGGCCAUCGCCUCAGCUUGCAGAAUAGGAGAAAAGGGGCAGGCCGCUGCCUCUUCUACCAUCAGUAGAUGGAUUUCCUUGUGUAUUUCCAAGGCCUAUGAAAUACAGGGCAAGCUAGCUCCGGAGGGUUUAAGAGCCCACUCUACUAGGGCUGUGUCAACAUCCUGGGCAGCAUUGGCAGAUGUUCCUACCCCACACAUCUGUGAGGUGGCCUCCUGGGCUUCGGCACGAACCUUUGUGAAACAUUACAGGCUGGAUAUGUCCUCCUCGAGCAAUCAUUCCUUUGCUACUGGAGCUCACUUGGCCUUUACGACUCAAUAA